Molecule: messenger RNA, 1509 nt
Organism: Callorhinchus milii (elephant shark)
Lineage: Eukaryota; Metazoa; Chordata; Chondrichthyes; Chimaeriformes; Callorhinchidae
Product: protein PML-like
Exons: 4
Coding region: 1-972 (323 amino acids)
Biological process (GO): DNA catabolic process
Cellular component (GO): cytoplasm
Molecular function (GO): nucleic acid binding; 3'-5'-DNA exonuclease activity
Source: RefSeq, a predicted model, not a curated record
AUGCUUCAAAAGGGGAGUUUUAGAAUAAUUUCUUCAGACACUGAAGGUGAAUUGGAGGAUUCCAGGGAUACACUGGCUUCUGAGACAGAGACCAGUGCGGGGCCCGAUGUGUGCCAGGUGGAGCCUGCAGAGACACUUGUGUUUUUUGACCUGGAGACCACAGGCCUGGACCAAUCCUGUGAGAUUGUUCAGCUAUCUGCAGUAAGUGGUGAGAAGCUGUUUGACAAAUAUAUCCUGCCCAUGUCAGAAUGUGCUUCAGUCAAUGGAAUGCGAGUUGUGGAUGGAACCUUGUUUCUGAGAGGAAAACCUCAACCAACCUCCAGCCUUCAAGAAGCAAUGGCUGCUUUCCUCAAAUUCCUUCAGUCUGUCUCCAGGCCUGUGUUGAUCGGACACAACAUUUGGAGGUUUGACUGCUCUGUUAUUCACAGAGUCUGGGAAAAACUCUCUAUGAAGGAUCAGUUUAAUGAAUGUAUUGUUGGAUUCUUAGAUACACUUUGGCUGGCGAAAAAUAUGAUUUCCAGACGAGCUGUUAAGAGCUACUCCCUGCACCAUUUGGUAUUUACAUGUGUGAGGAAAGAUUUCGUUGCCAAGAAUUCUCUGGAAGAAGUGAAGAUAUUGCAGGAACUGUACUCAGUUCUUAACCCUUCUCCAGAGCAGACGUGCAAUGCUCAGUUUUCUCUCUCCCAGUUUGAGUGCAGGCUGUCUCUACAGCCUUUACUUGAUCAGAAGAUAAUAUCAAAUCCCAUAUUAGUCCAACUUGCUAAGCAGGAAAUCAGCCUGGAGAAGAUUAAAUCUGCACAUCAAGAAGAUCCUAGAUGUGGUGUGCAGAAACUCCUCUAUGUGAAUGGCAACACCGUACUCUCUAGACCAGAGCUCACUAUCCGGAAAAUCCGAGCAUUUUUACGUGUAAAAUCCCUCAAGGACAGAAAGCUUGAUAGCAUGUGGUGGAAUGCAACACAGAAUGUUAAAUAGACCAGUGCUGAACUCCUGGCGCCCAGUGACACUAAGACCCAGAUAAGCUGGUUAUCGCUCAAGCUGCAAUAAAUGUUUCGGUUCUGUAAAACAAGUUGGAAUGGAUGCAAUUACUUUGGAAAUUUUAAAUAUUCCUACUUGAGUUGGUGUUGAAUUCUGGUAGUGAAUGUCAAAUGAUAUUCUUGGAUUUGCACCUGCAGACUCAAAGAGUGUGGGACAAGCAACAAAACAAAGCGUAUUCUGCACUUUUAACUUGCAGGAAAAGAGAAGCUGAUGUGAUUGCUGUUUUUCAAAUUCUAAAGGGAUUAGAUAAUGUAUUGUAGACCAUGAGAAGCUGUUUUAUCUUGUACUCAAGUAGAACCAGAGGACAGGGUCUGCGAUUGAAGGGGGUAAAUUCAAAACAAAUCUGUGGAAACAUUAUUUCAGGGAACAAGUGGUACAUCUAUGGAACAGGGUCCCGAGGGAGAAGAAGGAAGCAGAAAGUGUUGAUUUAUUCAGAUGCAAAUUAGACAGAGUUAUUUAAAAAAUAAUAUUUUG